AAGGAAUUUCUUCCCCGUUAGUAUUUUUUGUUUAAGGUUGAUCUUAUCAUACAUUGAUGCGUUUACAUUUAGAGUAAGAGAAAAUGAACAAUGAAGACAUCUCUUCUAACUUAAGCAAGAAGCUAGUGCACUUUUUUUUUUAUUAGAGACUAACAAACACUGUUUGCGCGCUCUUAGACCUUGUAUAACCUUUAGUAGCCGAAAAGUUUGCGAGAUUGAACUUAAAGAAAAUUAUGGAACAUCAUAAAGUUAUCCUGGGAACAUUGGAUUACAUCAUUAUCGUAUUCAUGCUUCUCGUUUCAGUAGGCAUUGGUAUUUAUUUCCGCUUUGCAGGACAAAAGCAAAGAACAAUUGAUGAAUAUCUGUUGGCAGGGAAGAAUAUGACCAUCUUUCCUGUAGCAUUUUCUCUCAUGGCUUCUUAUAUAUCAGGUGUUGUAGUACUUGGUUUACCAGCUGAGAUUUACCGGUUUGGAACUGCUUUUAGUUUUAUUAUUAUCGGUGCUGUGGUUGGCACGUUUCUGGCAUCAGUUAUCUUCCUACCAGUAUUUUUUCAAAUUCAAGCACCAACAACAUAUGAAUACCUUGAAAGACGGUUUGGAAAAUUAGCCCGAAAAUUGUGCUCUUUUGCUUUUGUUGUACAAUCGGUACUUUUUAUGGCCGUAGUAAUUUAUGCUCCAGGUCUUGCUUUAAAUGCAGUAACGAAUCUGUCCAUGUGGGUGUCUGUUGUAUCCAUAACUGCUGUUUGCACCUUCUACUGCGCUUUAGGGGGAAUGAAAGCUGUGCUGUGGACAGAUGUUUUUCAAGUUUUUCUUAUGUUUUUGUGCGUUAUUGCAGUUGUAAUUAAAGGCUGCAUUGAAGUUGGAGGCCUCAAAUCCGUUUUUAAAAUCGCUGAUGAAGGAGAAAGACUUUCAGUGCCGGGAAUGAAAUUUGAUCCUGUUAUUCGCUAUACUAUGAUCAACUUGUUUCUAUACGGAAUGAUUAAUUCUUUAUCGAUUUAUGGAACAAGUCAAAUUCAAGUGCAAAGACUACUGACAAUUCAAAAUCUUUCAAGAUCUAGAAAAGCAAUUUAUUUGAACAUUCCGCUUAUGGCAGUCUUUGCAGUACUUAACUGCUUCAUAGGUGUUGUACUGUACGCCUAUUAUGCUAAAUGUAACCCCAUGACAUCUCCAGAAAAACCCAUAUCUUCUGCAGAUCAGUUUUUCGGAAUUGAAGAUAGCUGUUUUUGCCAAAGUUGUCAACUUAGGUACUAACCGAUAUGGAACAUUUUCAGCUGUUUUUUAUGGACUUCUAGGCCUUUCUCUUACUUUUGUGGUCGCAAAGUUUGGAAACUUAAUACAGAUUGCCUUAACUAUAGUUACUUUCAUCAAUGCACCUAUUUGUGGAGUAUUUUUCCUCGGAAUGAUGACACGACGAACAAAUGAAAAGGGUGCAGUUAUUGGCUUAAUUUGCUCCAUCGCUCUAGCAUUGUGGAUUAGUUUCAGGUCUGCAGCCAAUGGCCCACGUCCAAAAACUCUUCCAGUAUCCGUAGAAGGAUGUAGUUCAAAUGGAACUUUGAAUGCUAGUUUGUCCUUGUACGAUGCUUCUUCGAUUUUAGACGGGUAUACGACGGAAAGUUGGUCUUUUUCAGAUAAUACCACUGCUUCAUCAACAAAGACGAACGAUGACGUCUUUUACCUGUAUAGAAUUUCUUAUGUGUGGUUUGGAGCUCUUGGAUUCUUUUCAUGUAUAGUAAUAGGCUACUUAUCCAGCAUUUUUUUCAACUGCAUCUUUCCGACUAAUAAAAAAGUUAUAUCUGAAGAUUUAUUAAGCCCUGUCUUAAAGCUUCUCGAAAGAAAACGUUAUAGGAAAGAAAAAGAAAGUUUUGAAAUGUAAUUAACAACUGAAAUACGAAAAUAAAAUAAAUUUUUUGUACUCACUUACAACGUUCACGAAAAAUAGCGCAAUUUUUAGCCUGCUUUCCCAGUAAAAGUCAGAAAAAGGAGAAAAAAGCAUGAAAGAAGG
Molecule: messenger RNA, 2001 nt
Organism: Uloborus diversus
Lineage: Eukaryota; Metazoa; Arthropoda; Arachnida; Araneae; Uloboridae
Product: putative sodium-dependent multivitamin transporter
Biological process (GO): transmembrane transport; sodium ion transport
Cellular component (GO): membrane
Molecular function (GO): symporter activity
Source: RefSeq, a predicted model, not a curated record